AUGCUCGGCUCUGCGAGCUCUCUGAGAUCUACGACAAUAUGGGCGGGAGCCCUAAUAAUAUCGCUGCUCCUGCUGGGCCUGACAACCCCGGUUGCCGGGUUGCGGAGCACCGCCGGGUCGCCCUGCGUGGAUGUCUGCAAUCGUCAGUCAAAUAGCACCACAGGGUCCGAAAUUGCUUGUCUCGACGAUGAGUUCAAGAAUACGGCCAAGGGGUCCAAUUUUCAGCAAUGCGUGGAGUGUCAGUUGCGCAGUAAUUACAGCGACUCGGCCUCGGGCCAGACGGAUGUCGAAUGGGGACUGUAUAACCUUCGAUACACAUUCACUAGUUGCGUCUACGGGUUUCCCGAAAGCGUGAACAAUAUCUCUUCGCAAUGUACCGUUUCCUGCCAACCGUUGGAUUCGUCGCUGGAGUAUGAUCUCAAGGACCCCAGCGGCGCGAAUUUCGAUACCUGGUGUGGCGUUUCCUCUUUUGCCGAUAAUCUGAUCAGUCAGUGCGAAUUCUGCUACAACCUUACCACGACGCAGGUUUAUAUGGCGAAUUUCCUCGAAGCACUGCGUUAUAACUGCCACUUCCAUGUCCCCACAGGAAGUGAAUUCCCCAUCAAUCCAACCCGCAUUUUCAGCCAAUCCAUGCUGCCCGAAUCUACCGUUGACCUUCUCAACCCGGACGACGGUGGAUCCGGCAUCAAUAACCUAGCCCUGGUAAUUGCCCUGCCCAUUCUGGGAUUCGUAAUCCUGCUCUGCACCCUCGCGGUCGGCUGCUUCUUUUUCAUCCGCUGGCGGCGCAGAAAAGCCCGCAAGGAGCGCGCUUCGGGCCAUCUGCACGCCCGCUGGAAUGAUACCACCAUCAGUACCCCUGCGCACGGAUGGGCGCAGUACCAGCAGUAUCAGGACAUGUAUAGUCCCGCGAUCCAGCAGCAGGGCUACGGGGCGGUGCAAGGGGCAGGAGCAGGAGGGGGGUUUGGGUUCGUGGACAGCGACGGCCGACCGCAGCAUAAUGUGGGAUUUUCAAAAUCACAUUAUGCCUCGGUCAGUGAGUCUUCUGUGCAGGCGCCCAGCACGACUUAUUCUCCUGAAAGGGAGAAGGGGUCGGAGCAGCAGACUUACUGGGGCGGACAGGUUCAGCCCUACUUUCCGCCGCCGGGGGAGGUGCAGGGGCAGCAGGAUCAGAAGAAGUGA
This is a messenger RNA of Aspergillus melleus, 1179 nucleotides long. RefSeq lists its product as uncharacterized. Bases 1 to 1179 code for a protein of 392 amino acids. The transcript is spliced from 3 exons. The record is from RefSeq and is a predicted model, not a curated record. NCBI's taxonomy places the organism in Eukaryota, Fungi, Ascomycota, Eurotiomycetes, Eurotiales, Aspergillaceae.